AUGAACAGCGCAGGAACAGAACAGAAAGACCCGAAGGAGAAGGAUUCAGUAGUAGCGGCACACUUCUCUGGAAGAAAACAACCCGGUCAAGGUGUAUUGUUACCGACAGCUCUAAUCGAUGUUAUUUCAGACAAGAAUAACUCACACGUCGUACGGGCUCUACUUGAUCAGGGGUCACAAGCCUCGUUUAUCACUGAGAAGAUAGUCCAAGCACUUGGUUUGAAGAAAUCAAAAUGUCACAACGAGGUCGUUGGCAUAGGUGAAGGCAAUAACAAACUGUACUUAAAAAAUACAGUUACUUUUAAGCUGAGAUCGAGGUAUGACACAACCUUCAACCUAAUUGUCCAUGCAUUUGUUUUAAGAUCCAUAACAACCCUUUUACCGACCUGGGGUAUAAAGGGGUCCACCUGUACUUUGAUAAAAGAUUUACCGUUGGCAGAUGCAACGUUUGAUACUCCUGGUAGAAUUGACUUAUUAUUAGGUGCCGAUGUAUACAGUAAGAUUCUAGACAAUGGCGUAGUAAAAAGUACAGAUGGUGUAGUAGCACAGUUCACUCGUUUAGGAUGGAUCCUGUCGGGUGAAGUCACGGAUCAAAAACAAAACGGGCAAAAAGAAGUUAUUAGUAUGCACAUCAGAACAUUAGAUAAUGAUUUACUCAAGAAGUUUUGGGAGAUAGAAGCAGACUUAGGAAGUAGUAAGAAAAUAUUAACAAAGGAAGAAGAGAUAUGUGAGACAAUAUAUAAAACUACUACAAAAAGAGACGAGAAUGGAAGAUAUAUCGUAAACCUUCCAUUAAAACAAUCUCCUGAAGAAACUAUUGUAACAUGCGGUAAUACAAAGGAUCAAGCCAUGCGAAGAUUUACACAUUUAGAAAAUAGAUUUAAAAAGAAUCAUUCUCUAAAGGAAGAAUAUCAAAAAGUGAUUAAGGAGUAUUUAGAGUUAGGACACAUGGUUAAGAUAGAUGAAGAAGCACAAUGUUUGUAUUUACCACAUCACGCAAUUGUAAGAGAAGACAGAGAUACUACAAAGGUACGAGUAGUAUACGAUGCCUCCGCGAAAGGUAGUAACGGUUAUUCUCUCAAUGAUUGUAUGCUAAUUGGACCAACACUUCAACCCGAUCUACGUACUUUACUAAUUAAAUGGAGAUCAUACAAAGUUUGUAUUGUAGGAGAUAUUGUUAAGAUGUAUAGACAAAUAAAAAUCGCUGAAGAACACUCAAACUUACAAUGCAUCGUAUGGCGCGACGAACAGGAACAACCUUUGGAACACUACAAAUUAGUUACAGUUACAUUCGGCACUGCGGCAGCGCCUUUCCUUGCUGUUCGGACUCUAGUUCAGUUAGCCGAGGAUGAAGGACAUAAAUAUCAUACCGCAUCUCAAAUCUUAAAGGAUUCUUUUUAUAUGGACGAUCUGAUGACAGGAGCAGAGACAGUAGAACAAGCAUUUAAGAUCUAUGAAGAAAUAAACAGUUUAUUAUUAGAUGGAGGCUUUGAGAUGCAAAAAUGGUCCAGCAAUUCAAGUGAGUUAUUAAGUCAGAUGAAGAAUAAGUCCAGUUGUGAGAUAGAAAAGUUGACAUUUAAAAUGGAUCCUAUAUUCAAGAUUCUAGGUUUGACAUGGAAUAGGCAGGAUGACAGUUUUCACAUUACAGUCCACUUACCAGAGUUGUCUUAUUCCAUUACUAAAAGAUACAUUUUAUCAGAUAUUUCUCGAUUAUUUGAUCCAUUUGGAUGGUUAUCACCUGUUAUCGUGACUGCGAAAGUAUUUAUACAGAAGUUAUGGCUUUGUAGAAGUGAUUGGGACGAGGAACUGCCACUUGAUUUAAUUAAUCAAUGGACUAAAUAUAGAGAGGAGUUGAGUAAUUUACAAACUAUUAAGUUACCAAGAUGGUUGAAAUUACAUUCAAAGAAUAAAGUCGUGGAGAUACAUGGAUUUGCAGAUGCCUCAACAACUGCAUAUGCUGCAGUUGCGUACCUGAGAGUAAUUACAGAAGAAAAUGAAGUGAGUGUUGAUUUAAUAGCUGCCAAAACUAAAGUAGCUCCAUUAAAACAAUUAUCUGUUCCAAGAUUGGAAUUAUGUGCUGCUGUACUACUAACACGCUUGCUGAAUGAAGUAAGAAAUAUUUUGAAUAUUCCUAAAGAAAAUGUCUUCGCCUGGACGGAUUCCACGGUAGUUCUGUCUUGGCUGCAGUCACCGCCAAGCAGAUGGAAAACUUUUGUAGGCAAUCGAGUUUCAGAAAUUAUACAAUUAAUGGAUAACGAUAAAUGGCAUCACGUACGGUCUUUGGAGAAUCCAGCUGAUCCCGCUUCUCGUGGAAUUAGUGCACGAGAGUUACGAACAAACGAAUUAUGGUGGCAUGGACCGAGCUGGCUAAGAAAAGAAUACAUUUUGUACGAAAAAAAAGACAUUCCAUCGACAGAAUUAGAAAUCAAGAAAAAUGACAUUAAGGCACUACAUGUUUCAGGUGAAGUUUCUAUAUGGGAAAGAUUUUCUAACUUAAAUAAACUAAAAAGAGUAUUAGCAUACUGCCGGAGAAUGACGUUUAAGAAAUCGGAGAAGAAAUCUACUUAUUUAACUACUGAAGAAUUGAAAAUAGUAAUGGACAGAUUUAUAUUACACUACCAGGAUAUGUGCUUUAGUGAAGAAAUUCAAGACUUGAAACAACACAAUAAGGUGAAAAGGAGAAGUAAACUGAUUACUUUAGAUCCAUUUGUUGACAGAGAUGGCAUAUUGAGAGUAGGAGGCAGGUUGAAUGAGGCCAGUUUGUCAAAUGAUUUUAAACAUCCGGUUAUUAUACCUAACAAGACUCACCUCAUGAAGUUGAUAAUAAAGGAUGCACAUCUUAAAACAAUGCAUGGAGGUCCGCAGUUAAUGAUGUCAUACAUUAGAACAAAGUUUUGGAUGUUUGGGCUAAAAUCUGCAGUACGACAAUGCGCAAGAGAAUGUACAGUUUGUAUUAGACAUAAAGGUACAACUUAUCAGCAACUAAUGGGUCAGCUGCCUGCGAUGCGUGUUACACCACAAAGACCUUUCCUAAACACUGGCGUUGAUUAUGCUGGUCCUGUGCUGAUCAAGACAUCAAAAGGGAGAGGAAACAAAUCUACAAAGGCAAAAGAAUUAAAGAAAAUGUUUAUAAAGACUCGCGCAAGUGUCAUCAAAGAUAUAGCAGAAAUAUUAGCUACAGAAGGUACAGAUUGGCAUUUUAUACCGCCAAAAUCACCUAAUUUUGGAGGACUUUGGGAAGCGGGGGUGAAGUCGGCCAAAAGACAUUUAACAAAGGACGGAGUCAUUCCACCUUCCACAGCCAUGUGA
Papilio machaon (common yellow swallowtail) is the source of this 3309-nucleotide messenger RNA. RefSeq lists its product as uncharacterized. The record is from RefSeq and is a predicted model, not a curated record. The transcript has 3 exons. Lineage: Eukaryota; Metazoa; Arthropoda; Insecta; Lepidoptera; Papilionidae. Bases 1 to 3309 code for a protein of 1102 amino acids.